This is a messenger RNA of Suncus etruscus (white-toothed pygmy shrew), 1691 nucleotides long. It is a transcript of the gene LURAP1L, whose product is annotated as leucine rich adaptor protein 1 like. The record is from RefSeq and is a predicted model, not a curated record. Gene Ontology annotation, biological process: positive regulation of canonical NF-kappaB signal transduction. The transcript is spliced from 2 exons. NCBI's taxonomy places the organism in Eukaryota, Metazoa, Chordata, Mammalia, Eulipotyphla, Soricidae. Bases 43 to 753 code for a protein of 236 amino acids.
CUUUUGACAUUUUGGCAACGUUGUCACCUUUCUGCAAAAGUCAUGGAAGACGUUUCACUGCCAGACCUCAGAGAUAUCGAGCUCAAGCUAGGGCGCAAAGUCCCCGAGAGCCUAGUGCGUUCGCUCCGGGGGGAAGAGGUGGCUUCCCUGGAGAAGGACAGGGACCCCUGCGGGGGCAGCGGCGGCAGCAGCAGCAGCAGCGGCGGCGGCGGCGGCGGCGGCGGCGCUUGCAGUAGCAGUAGCAGCUGCUGCAGUUUCCCUCCCUCCGUGUCAUCCUCUUCUUCGUCCUCUCCAACCCCCAGCUCCCCAAGACCGAGCCGCUCCAGCAGCGCCCUGGAGAGGCUGCAAACCAAGCUUCACCUCCUGCGGCAAGAGAUGGUUAACCUCAGAGCUACAGAUGUGAAACUCAUGCGUCAACUGCUAUUUAUCAAUGAAACCAUUGAGUCCAUCAAGUGGAUGAUUGAAGAGAAAGCCACCAUUACUAGCAGAGGCAGCAGUCUCAGUGGCAGCCUAUGCAGUUUAUUGGAGAGUCAGAGCACCUCCUUACAUGGCAGCUACAACAGCCUACAUGAUGGCAGUGAUGGGCUGGAUGGUAUCUCUGUGGGGAGCUAUUUGGACACAUUGGCAGAUGAUGUCCCAGGCCAUCAGACGCCAUCAGAUUUGGACCAGUUUAAUGACAGCUCCAUAAUAGAGGACUCACAGGCACUGCACAAGCAUUCCAAACUGAAUUCUGAAUACUAUUGCUUUGGCUAAUCACCCAUUUUUUGCAUGGGAUUAGUGUGCAAUUAACUUGUAUUUAUCCUUCUUCUCUGCUGCUAUAUUUUUGGUGUGAUUUCUGUUUUUUUUAUAUAUAUAUAACAACAUUUAAAAAAAGAAGCUUAUUUUGAAACUGCUUAAUGAUAUUUCUGUUGCUCCUAAUAUUUCUCAUCUUGACUGGUGGUCUUUAUCUCUUAUAUCUUUAUUUAUUACAACGAUUGUUCUCCCUUCUUUUGUAGUAGCACAAAUAAAGAAGGGAGAAAAGAAUAAGCAAUAAUUAUAUUUUGUUUUUAGAGCAAGAAGGCCAGGUAUUAACAAGAAAAUCUUUGCUAAAUUUUACAAUAAACCAAAGUCUGAUAAUAGUUAAUUUUGUUGCUUGUAUUCUUAAAUGACUUAAAAUUUCAUCUUCUGGAAGAUAAUUAAGGUAUAUAACUAUUUGUAUAUGGUUUUGAGUUAUCUUCUUAGGGAAAUGCUAGGCAUAAUUUCUAAGGUACCACUUCCUAUUGUAAACUUGACAAUAUAAUUAGUCAUAUACUCUUAUUCGACAGUCAUUCGGAAGUUCCAGGUAUAUGCAAUUCAAGUUUAUGUUGAGACUAACAAGUUUUCAUUGAUUAUCUUUACUUGAAUCAUAGGUUUAGAUGCGUGAAAAUAUUUCUCUUAUAUUUUCAAAUAAUUAAAAUUAGAUGAUAGAGGUUUUUCCUUUUACAUGAAACCAAUGUUUCUUAUUGGCUUGAUUUGCAGGUAAUUUUGGGGUCUGAUAAUCCUCACACAUUAUUCCAAAUAAAAGAUGUGUAACAAAAUUCGUAAAUCCACCUCAAAAAUAAGUGAUCAAAUGUUACCAAAGGAAAAGUUUUACUUUUGGAUAGUAGUAGAAAACUCUACAGUGAUAAAAUAUCACUUAAAUGUGUCCUAUUCUAAAAUAAUUGUGUUUUAAA